AUGACAUCUCGAGUACGCCUGUUAUUCCUGGCGUGCGUUGGGAUAGCCAUCGUGAUUCUCCUAGUGUACGCACAGACCGUCGUUGCACAAGGCGACGAAACCAACGCUGACUUCGCGCAGCAAGAAGCGCCUGAGUCCGAGAAGGACCAGCACCUGCUGCGCCUGGUGGUCAUCCUCCUUCCAGCCAUGUUCGUGUUGUGGUUCAUCCUGUGCAUCAUCUUAGCGUACAUCUACAUUUGUGUGUGCUCCAGCUAUUACACCAAGUAG
Messenger RNA from Leishmania major strain Friedlin, 267 nucleotides. RefSeq lists its product as hypothetical. Bases 1 to 267 code for a protein of 88 amino acids. NCBI's taxonomy places the organism in Eukaryota, Euglenozoa, Kinetoplastea, Trypanosomatida, Trypanosomatidae. The record is from RefSeq and is a predicted model, not a curated record. The transcript has a single exon.